AUGGCUUCUCUCUUCAAGGAUCUAACGAAGUUGUCAGCUUAUAGAGACAGGAGGUUUCCUGGUAAUCAAGAAGAGUUUGAACAAGCACUUCUAGCCUCAACAACUGUCUACAUUGGUAACAUGUCUUUUUAUACUACUGAAGAGCAAGUUUAUGAGCUGUUCACUCGAGCUGGAGAGAUUAAGAAGAUAAUCAUGGGUUUGGACAAGAACACUAAAACCCCAUGUGGGUUUUGUUUUGUCUUAUAUUACUCUAGAGAAGACACUGAGGAUGCAGUGAAGUUUAUAAGUGGGACCAUUCUUGAUGAUCGUCCAAUUCGUGUGGAUUUUGAUUGGGGUUUUCAAGAAGGAAGGCAAUGGGGUCGUGGUCGAAGUGGUGGACAGGUGCGAGAUGAAUAUCGGACAGACUAUGAUCCUGAUAUCCUUUAUCUUUUUGUAGGUGGUUAUGGAAAAUUAGUUCAGCGAGAGUUGGAAGCACAAAGACAGCUUGUCGAUUAUGGUGCUGGUUCAUUGGGUUCUUUCCCUCCGGUCAUGCCGCCAACUCAUUAUAACAGACGUGGUGGAGGGCACAACCAAGGUGGUUCCCAUCGUCAGGAAGCAGAUUACCACCAUCGAAAGCGGUACAGAGAGGAUGACCGACAUCCACGUGAGUCUUCAAAGAGAACCACAGAUCAUGAAUCCAGGAGGAACUCUGAUCCCGACUCACGACCGGAGAAGAAUCCACGUUUUCGUGAAAGCGCCAACUCUGAUGAUGAAGAGGAAGAUGAUAAGCAACAACGACCUUAA
Dovyalis caffra is the source of this 783-nucleotide messenger RNA. Lineage: Eukaryota; Viridiplantae; Streptophyta; Magnoliopsida; Malpighiales; Salicaceae. The record is from the annotation of a GenBank genome assembly.